Molecule: messenger RNA, 372 nt
Organism: Staurois parvus
Lineage: Eukaryota; Metazoa; Chordata; Amphibia; Anura; Ranidae
Source: the annotation of a GenBank genome assembly
GUCCCUCGGACACAGCGGAUCACUGAUCACGGAAAGAGCCGAAUAUGUCGGCUCGGUCAUGUGAUCAGCUGUGUCCAAUCACAGCUGAUCACUGAUCAUCAGGGCACUGAUGAUCAGUGUAGCCCCAGCAGUGCUACCUGUCAGUAUCCAUCAGUGCCUCGUGCCAGUGCCCAUCAGUGCCACAUAUUAGUGCACAUCAAUGCCACAUAUCAGUGCCCAUCUGAGCUGCCUUUCAGUGUCACCCAUCAGUGCCACCAAUCAGUGCGCAUCAGUGCCGCCUAACAGUGUCAUCUAACAGUACCAGUCAGUGCCGCCUAACAGUGUCAUCUAACAGUACCAGUCAGUGCCGCCUAUCAGUGCCAUGCAUCAGUG